Neltuma alba is the source of this 2297-nucleotide messenger RNA. Its product is annotated as serine/threonine protein phosphatase 2A 57 kDa regulatory subunit B' kappa isoform. The coding region runs from base 451 to 2010 and encodes 519 amino acids. Lineage: Eukaryota; Viridiplantae; Streptophyta; Magnoliopsida; Fabales; Fabaceae. Gene Ontology annotation, biological process: signal transduction. Gene Ontology annotation, cellular component: protein phosphatase type 2A complex. The transcript has 4 exons. The record is from RefSeq and is a predicted model, not a curated record. Gene Ontology annotation, molecular function: protein phosphatase regulator activity.
GGAUCCAUGACUGGGACUGCUGUUUCCGCAGUUUAGAGUAACAUGUCGCUUCGCUUGUUAUUCUCUUGAAUCGAGGAAAGCCCAUCUUCUGUCGCUUCUUCCACCAUUCAUCCAUGGCGAUGAUCGAUCGUGAAAUUUCACAGAUGGUGUCACCAUUCUUGCGCUAGCCCACUUAAACAGAUUCCUUAAGCUGGCUUGUUAUUUUCAGAUCAAAACCCAGUUUUUCUCCCCACAUUUUCUCUCUUCACCGCUCCAAAGAAAAUUAAAGAAAGAUAGGAAGAAGAUUCUGCUGAACUGACAUAUCCAUCUUCUUGUUUCUUGAUUUCUGUGGAGAGAAGCGUGUGGGUCUGCAUCUCAAGUGGGGUUUUCCCUCAGUAAUCAGUUAGGAGUGAUUUUGACCGAAUUCUCAUCAUAAGGUCUUGCUUCUGUUAGGAUUGUGGUUCUAUCACCAUGAUAAAGCAGAUUCUUAGCAAAUUGCCUAAGAAGGUGCCAAAAUCUGAUUCAUCUGAUUCUGGCCGGGGUGAUUCUGGGAAUUCUACAAGUUUUGGGAAUGUCUUUCAGUGUACAAAUGUAGGGAGCACCAUUUCAAGCAAAUUGAAUGUUGUGAAGCGGGUAUCUUCAGUGGUUUUCCCAGCAAGCAUGAAUGCUGGAGUAGAAGCAGUUGACCCCAAUUUAUCCUUCAAAGAUGUUUCAAAUACACAGAAGCAAAACCUGUUCGUUAGUAAGUUAAAUCUUUGCUGCAAAGUUUAUGAUAUGAGUGAUCCAGAUAAGAAUUGUGCAGAGCAAGAUCAUAAACGCCAAACAUUGGUUGAUCUUGUUGACUUUGUUUCUUCUGGGUCUGCAAAGUUUACAGAACCAGCAAUCGCUGCUGUGUGUAAAAUGUGUGCAAGUAACUUGUUCAGGGUUUUCCCUCCCAAAAUUCGAACCAGUUUGACUGGUGGUGAAACAGAAGAUGAAGAACCAAUGUUUGAUCCAGCCUGGUCUCACCUGCAAAUUGUUUAUGAUCUACUCCUCCAGUUCGUUAACUACAACUCUCUUGAUGUGAAGUUGGCAAAACUGUACAUUGACCAUGCUUUUAUCUUAAGAUUACUUGACCUCUUUGAUUCUGAAGACCCUAGAGAAAGAGAUUGUCUGAAGACAAUCCUGCACAGGAUCUAUGGCAAAUUCAUGGUACACAGGCCUUUUAUAAGGAAAUCUGUUAGCAAUAUCAUUUAUCGUUUUGUUUACGAGACAGAACGCCAUAAUGGCAUUGCUGAGCUGUUGGAGAUUUUUGGGAGCGUAAUUAGUGGGUUUGCCUUGCCAUUGAAAGAGGAGCACAAGACAUUUUUGUUUAGCGCUUUGAUUCCUCUCCAUAAACCAAGAUCGUUGGGUAUCUAUCACCAGCAGCUAACAUAUUGUGUUGUACAGUUCAUAGAGAAGGAUCAAAAACUGGCUAGCACUGUGAUAAAGGGACUGUUGAAGUACUGGCCAAUAACAAAUAGCCAAAAGGAGCUUAUGUUCUUGAGCGAGUUGGAAGAGGUUUUGGAAAUGACUAGCAUGCUGGAAUUUCAGAAGAUCAUGGUCCCACUAUUUCGCCGUAUAUGUUAUUGCCUAAAUAGCUUUCAUUACCAGGUAGCGGAGCGAGCCCUUCUGCUAUGGAACAACGAGCACAUCCUUAACUUCGUCACGCAAAACCGGCAGGUGUUGCUGCCUAUGGUGUUGUCAGCUCUUGUACAUAAUGCCCAAAACCACUGGAACCAAGCAGUGCUGAACCUGACUCAGAAUGUGAGGAAGACUCUGUCGCAAAUGGACGAGGAUCUGGUUGCCGCCUGCCAACGCAAGUUGGAGGAGGAAGAGCCUACAUCGAGUGCCACAGCCGAGAGGCGGCGGACAACAUGGGAGCGUGUUGAAGCUGCAGCAGCUGCUAAUGUGCAAUGUGUGAGUAGCGAUAACAAUGGUGAUGGUGGCGGCGGCGGUAAUAUAAUGGUUGCAGUAAAACCUGCUGCUACAUGCUCAGUGGCCUGCUGUUAAUUGCUUCACAAGGAAACCAAGCUAAAGUGGUAGACCAAGCAGAGCAUCUAUAUAGAUUGUGAAGGGUGUUUCUAGUUUACAGACUGAUGAGUUAGUUUUUAUUAUUAUUAUUAUUAUUAUUGUUAAGAUUACUGUUUUGUUUUGUUAGCAUGAUGCCUAUAGGUUUCUUCUAUUUUUGGUCCUUUUUUUUUUUUUUGUAUAUUCUCUAAGUAUGCAAUAUGCAUGUUGCCAAAUUGUGGUGAGGAGUUUGACAAGACUAUGGUUAGUUAAGGUUCUUCCUUUUUUUU